UAUUAGCUUCAUAUUUUGUUAUAGCACAAGUUAGAAUAAAUUACCAAGGUGAACAUAGAAAUUAUGGAGAUCAGGACAAGAUCAAAGAACAUGUAAAAAGUCAUCUAAAAGACGUCCCACAUCCCGAAGAGAUAUCGGAAGAGGAUGAAUUAUACUACCUUUUCUCCAUUCAUGACACUAAUCAAGACGUAGGAGAUACAGACGCUAUGAUAGAAGAUAAUGAACGUUUGGAACCAAGGGAGAGUCGUUUUGCAGCAGGCUCGGAAUUUGACAUCA
This is a messenger RNA of Racocetra persica, 276 nucleotides long. NCBI's taxonomy places the organism in Eukaryota, Fungi, Glomeromycota, Glomeromycetes, Diversisporales, Gigasporaceae. The record is from the annotation of a GenBank genome assembly.